Molecule: messenger RNA, 3643 nt
Organism: Xiphophorus couchianus (Monterrey platyfish)
Lineage: Eukaryota; Metazoa; Chordata; Actinopteri; Cyprinodontiformes; Poeciliidae
Gene: cerkl
Product: CERK like autophagy regulator
Exons: 14
Coding region: 5-1900 (631 amino acids)
Biological process (GO): sphingolipid metabolic process; phosphorylation
Molecular function (GO): lipid kinase activity
Source: RefSeq, a predicted model, not a curated record
CCCGAUGAAGCCGCUACCUGUCUCCAUAGCGACGAGACCCCGGAAAUACACACCGUUAUCAGCUUAUGCUUGUUUAUCGGACAGAAACAAAUUUAUAUCCGUGGUGUUUUCUUUCUUUUUUGUUUCCUCGAGUGAGCGUGUAAAUAUGUCGGAGCCUGAGGUUGAAGCGCAACGGGAGCCGAGAGACAGCAGCAAGAAGAAGAAAAAGAAAAAGAAAGAGAAGCGAAAGAUAAGUGAGGAGGAGGAGGAAGAGCGGGAACAAGAGGAGCAGGUGGAGAAAGAAGAAGAGAAGAGUGAGAGUGUGUUGAUGCGAGGGAUCUUCAAAGUGGGGAAAAAGAGCCAUGAUGUCCUGCUCACACCAACCAGGCUGACAUGGACGCCCAUCAUACCAGAGAGUCCCACAGGGGAAGAGAGUGUGGUGCAGGCAGGUGUGGUGCUGCUGCAGGACGUUUUCGCCGUGAAGGUGAAGAGGAGGCGAAUGGCGGGCCAGCAGUCGGGGGGAGCCGUGCUCGGCCUCGCUCUCUUCCACAGCAGGAGGAGAGGACAGAGGCUGGAGGAGGACACACUGCACCUCCACAAUGCCUCCGCAGAACACACACACUCCUGGUAUAACACUCUGAAAGAACUGCUCACAGGGUUCAGCUGCCGGCCCAGGUAUGUGAAGGUGUUUAUCAACCCAAGCAGCCACAAGAAGGAGGCCGUUCACAUCUACAGAGACCAUGUGGCUCCUCUUUUUAAGAUGGCGGACAUCCGCACUGACAUCACAGCUACUCCUCUUCUCUUCCUUUCCCUUCUCUCAGCAGAUGGCACGAUAUCCGUUGUCCCCCUUUUUCGCUUGGCAGCUAUCAAGCACACACAGCCAUUAACUGAUAGGAAAGGUCAUGCUCUCUCAGUGAUGAAGGAAUGCAAACUGGAUGAAUACGAUGGGGUGGUGUGUGUCGGUGGGGACGGAUCAGUGGCGGAGCUGUGCCACGCUUUGGUUCUCCGAGCUCAGCUAGAUGCAAAUUCUCCAGAAAACCCAGUGAGAGCAGCUCUGCCGCUGGGAAUCAUUCCUGCCGGUUCCACAGAUGUGGUUUCCUGUUCAGUCCAUGGAGUCAGAGAUCCAGUCACAGCAACUCUCCACAUUGUUUUAGGUCACCUGCAGCAGGUGGACAUGUGCAGCUUCUUGUCCAACGGUCAGCUGGUGCGUUUCGGAUUCUCUGCCAUGUUUGGUUUUGGUGGCCGGAGCUUAGCAAGGGCAGAAAAGAAGAGGUGGAUGUCAUCGUCACGGCGACGAGAAUAUGCUGUGGUGAAGACCUUGGUCAGGCUUAGGCCAGAGGACUGCCAGCUGUCAUUUUUACCUGCAAAAAGCUCAGGAAGCAGCUUGUUUGGACAACAAGACCAGGACGAAGAUAAAGAACUGGACACAAAGUCAGCAGAGGAGUCUUGGGUGACCAAUCAGGGUUUGUACCUCAGCAUCAGCAUCAUGUCUAUCCCCUGUCUGAGCCCACAUGCGCCUCAGGGAUUGGCUCCAAACACCAGUUUAGACAAUGGCAGCGCCUCACUGAUCGCAGUAGGUAAUGCUUCCAGGUCAGAGUUCAUCAAGCACCUCAAGAGGUACAGCAGCUCUAGUGGACAGUUUAGCUUCCCCUUCGUGGAGACACACUCCGUGUCAGCGGUGAAGAUUCGACCCCGAUCACGGAUUGGCUGGUCUGAGGAGGAGAGCGAAGACGAGGGAGACUCCAAAAAUACACCCAUCAUCCAAUCAGAGGCAGCCGCUCUGCCCUGGAACAUCGAUGGAGAGCUGGUGGAGAUCGCCAAUGAAGUGCUCAUCAGGUGGGACUGGCUGUGUUUCAGGACUAAAACCCAAAUCACUACUGAUUCCACGCAUUUAUUUGAGAAACACUGUUAUGUCAAAUAAGGUCAGUUCACCCAAAACACCGUCUUUUUCUUCGUGGAAGUAUAGAAAGGUUCUUUAAAUGCAUCUGCUUCAGCGUAUAAUGUUCACUCCCACCUUACAACAAUCAACCAUGACUAAAGCUGGCCAGUUUUAAGUAAUCCUGAAAGUAAAGCAGCUAACUGUUGGCACCCUUGAUAAAGAUUUGAAAAAAGACACAAAAAAACAUGUUUGUUUUUUUAUUGCGGAAUCAAUUUGGGCAACAUUUAUACAUGUUGCCCAAAUACUGUUUAUUUCCUCACUUUUUAUAUAAUUUCUCUAAAUCUGCUAGAUGAAGUCAGUUUGUAUUAAGUCUCCCUUCCAACAUCUAUAAAGAGGUUCCACAAGGUGCUGAGUUGGGUUCUUUGGUAACCAUGCACAUGUGUGUUUGUGCUGAGAAGACACAGUCAGACAUACAGUUUCUCUUCCUUUAUUGCCCUUUGGAGAUUUUGUGCAUACUCACUCUUUUCUAACAGUUUUUUAUCCUCAAGCACCCAUAUUAGUACUCUUCAUCCGUUUAAGGUAAAAUAAAAAUAAAAAAAAUCCUGUCAUAAAUAUGAGCAGCUUUCCACUCACUUAUGCUCUCUGGUGCUUGCAGACACACUGUCUUGGGUUGUGGUUGCCACUGGGUUGGUACUGAGUUCUUUUAAGUGUCAUUGUUGCUGUUAUGUUAUUUGUCACUGGGUUUCUCAGUUCUCUCUCUUUUUUUUCACUUUCUGUAGGUGUUGAAGCAGACUUCUUGGGUGUAUUAUCUAGAUCCUAUUCCUAUCUUCCUCAACUCUCUCAGAGAAAACUGUAAUGCUCCAUUUGUAAAAGUAAAUUUGUUAGGUUGCUUCCUAUUGCUAUUCAGCUACACGCGGUUAAACAAAAUUAACUAAAUAAACAGAUACAAGCAACCUUUGAACAGCAUUUAUUUGCAGUCAUUUUACAAACUGAAAACAUCUUUAAAAAAAACUAUCUUCAGAAUUAAAAAUUAAUAGACUGAAGGCAUGUAAAAGAUUCUCGGUUGCUUGACUGAAUUGUCCCUUUUUUCGUAGAAUGCAUCGUAAUCGCUGUUUGUGUUUAGGGUCCAUCCGAGACUCAUCGCUCUGUAUGGGGAGGAGGUACAUGAGGCAGAGUCAACCGUCACCUGCAGCUGCAUCUGAGAGCGACAGGAAGAGCUACUCCGUAUCUUGGCCCAACAUAUGUCACCAUGGUAACCAGUCCCACAGAUGCUCCCUAGAUAUUGGAUUUUACUGCCAAUGUUGCUGUAAUGUAAAGUGAAAAAAAAUCGCUUGUCAGCUAAUUGUCUGACUAAGAGACUUACAGAAAUAGACCCAUAUUAUCACACAUCCUCCACCGUACCUAACAGAGGGGAUUUACAGCAGUUAAUAUGUGACUUAUUAUCAAAGUGACUAAUAACCAUUCUUUUACAUUCAAAUGAAUGUUUACAGGUCUCAUUUGUUUUAUCAACUCCAUUCUGUGUUAGUGUUGCUUUCUACACGACACAGACAGUGUUUGCAUUGAAAUGACUCACAUUUUUACCUCAUUUUUACUGAUCCAAAAGUUUUAUAAGUGAAUAUUUCUCAAGAUUUUUGUUUUGUUUUGUUUUUGUUUCCACAUUAUUUUGUGGUUAUAAUAGAAAAGAACAACAACAAAUGUUUAAAUAAAAAAAUCUUUUAUUUUAAUAGGGGCGUAAUGAUAAAAGCAGUGAGACGCUCCAGUGCAGAACAAACUUUCAUAAAAAAA